AUGUAUACAAGUGACACCUCCGAUAACCUACCGGAUACAAACAACGGUGAUAAUAUCAAUACUCUGGUUAAUAAUGAUCCUAUUAUACCAGAGUUUCAAGAUGACGAUGAGCUUUCUAUAAUAUCAAACCGUACAGAUAAUCCAAUAAAUAGAAAUAAUUCAACAGAUGAUGAAAUAGAAAUUAACUCUACAACUUUAAACAAUAAAAAACGUAAACCUAUAGCUAAAAGAGGAUCGUUUUCCUCAAAUAACACAAAUAUGUCCUCCACUUUUAAUACAAUUAAAAAUACCUCUACCCACAAAAAUAGUAAUAAUAAAACUACUUCCUCUGUCAUUAAUGAAAAGAACAAAAAUCUAGAUAAUAAAAUCCUAAUUAAACCAGUUAAUGAUGAAGACGAUAUCUCUGUGAUCAUUACUUUUAAUCAAGGUAUUUCGCCAUUCAUUAUUAUACUAACUUUUGUUGCUUCUAUAUCUGGUUUCAUGUUUGGUUAUGAUACUGGUUAUAUUUCAAGUGCUUUGGUUUCUAUUAACAAAGACUUAAGCAAUAAAAUCUUGUCAUAUGGUGAAAAAGAAAUUAUCACGGCUGCAACAUCAUUAGGUGCAUUGAUUACAUCUAUUUUUGCUGGUACCGCUGCUGAUAUUUUUGGUAGAAAAUCAUGUAUUAUGUUUUCCAACAUUUUGUUUCUUAUUGGUGCAAUAUUACAGAUUACAGCAAACAGAUUUUGGCAAAUGGCAGCAGGUAGAUUAGUCAUGGGGUUCGGUGUCGGUAUUGGAUCUCUUAUUGCACCUUUAUUCAUUAGUGAAAUUGCUCCCAAGAUGAUUCGUGGUAGACUGACUGUCAUCAAUUCUUUAUGGUUAACUGGUGGUCAAUUGAUUGCCUAUGGUUGUGGUGCAGGCUUAAUCCAUGUUAAGGAGGGUUGGAGAAUACUGGUUGGUUUGUCUUUAAUCCCUACUGUUUUGCAAUUUUCUCUGUUUUUCUUUUUACCAGAUACUCCAAGAUACUAUGUCAUGAAAGGCGAAUAUGAAAAAGCCAAGAAUGUGCUAAGAAAAAGUUAUAGAAACGCAUCUGAAGAAAUUAUCGAACAAAAAGUUCACGAGUUAGCUGCGUUGAACAAAGCUAUUCCAGGUAAGAAUCGUGCCGUAAGAAUUUGGAACACAAUCAAAGAAUUACAUGCAGUCCCAUCAAAUUUCAGAGCUUUAAUUAUUGCAUGUGGACUACAAGCAAUCCAACAAUUUACUGGUUGGAAUUCUUUGAUGUACUUCUCUGGUACCAUUUUUGAAACUGUUGGUUUCAAAAAUUCUACUGCAGUUUCUAUUAUUGUCUCUGGUACUAACUUUAUUUUUACAUUGGUAGCAUUCUUUGUCAUUGAUAAGAUUGGUCGUAGGUACAUCUUAUUGAUUGGUUUACCUGGUAUGACAGCUUCCUUAGUUGUAUGUGCUAUUGCAUUCCAUUUUAUGGGUAUUAAAUUUGAGGGAAAUGAUGCCACAGUUAUUCAUGAAGGGUUUUCUGCAUGGGGGAUUGUAAUUAUUGUAUUUAUUAUUCUAUUUGCUGCAUUCUAUGCCUUAGGUAUUGGUACUGUUCCAUGGCAACAAUCGGAAUUAUUCCCUACCAGCGUCAGAGGUAUGGGUACUUCUUAUGCUACAGCAACAAAUUGGGCUGGUUCUUUAGUCAUUGCGUCAACUUUCUUAACUAUGUUACAAAACAUUACUCCAACUGGUACAUUCUCAUUUUUCGCAGGUCUUUCUGCUCUAUCUUUUGUAUUUUGUUAUUUCUGUUAUCCUGAACUUUCUGGUCUUGAAUUAGAAGAAGUUCAGACCAUUUUGAAGGAUGGAUUUAAUAUUAAAGCAUCUAAGCAAUUGGCUAAGAAGAGAAAACAACAAAUUGCAGAGGCCACUGAUCUUCAUGAUGUUAAGUUAGAACCUACACAAGAAAUUAUUGAAGAUUGA
Molecule: messenger RNA, 1947 nt
Organism: Arxiozyma heterogenica
Lineage: Eukaryota; Fungi; Ascomycota; Saccharomycetes; Saccharomycetales; Saccharomycetaceae
Gene: ITR2
Product: myo-inositol transporter ITR2
Exons: 1
Coding region: 1-1947 (648 amino acids)
Biological process (GO): myo-inositol import across plasma membrane
Cellular component (GO): membrane
Molecular function (GO): myo-inositol:proton symporter activity
Source: RefSeq, a predicted model, not a curated record